This is a messenger RNA of Amoebophrya sp. A25, 954 nucleotides long. Lineage: Eukaryota; Dinophyceae; Syndiniales; Amoebophryaceae. The record is from the annotation of a GenBank genome assembly.
CGAGGACAAGCUGCAGCUCUGGGGAAGCUAGAGAAUGCGGCAGAUCCAUCAGCACCACAACAACGACCCGGGACGAGUACAGCACUGGUUGAAACAAAUAAAGAGCAGAUAGAGAAUUCAUCGCAAGAAGGAGAUCCCGGAACAGUAACCGUUCGAGAAUUAUUGGCGAAGCGCGGCUAUCAUCUAGGAAAGCGAAGAAGGUGGAGAAAGAGGAGGUCGAAACGACGAAAAUCAAAAGGAAAAGGAAAGCAUGAAAAUGAUUAAGGCUUUGCUAAAAAUGUUGCCACUGCCACGGAAAUUAAUCUUUCAGGAGUGCCAGCACUACAAGAUCAAUGUAAGUAUGAAUAUUAGCAUAAUUACUCAACUCGUUGUAGUACUCGUGCAUGAGCAUGUACAACUACAAGUGCAACUUGUUGAUGUUGUGCUUCCUUAGCAAAAUCGCAUUACCCGAGAAUGCAAUUGCAACUGCGACUAGUACAAGAUCAAACUUCUAAGACACCAUCUCCGCGGAUAAUGGGCCGAUUGAAUUCAACCAUGGUGCCGAUCAGCAUAGCAAUGAGGGAAGCAGUCCCGACCAGAGCCCUGUGCUGAAUUCUGCUGUAUCCAAAGACGAUGGUCCCAUAGUAGUGAAGAGACACAGAAAUGACAACGAGCAGCAAAUAAGAGAUGAAGAAAAUAUAGAGAAAACCGAUAGGGACAAGGAAAGAGUUACUGGCAAGGAACAUUUACAUUCUCAUCUGAAAGAAAAUGCGGAUAGUGUAGUUUUCGAAAACAUGCCUAAGAUGAACAGCAACUCCCAGUCUUCGCAGAAAAUCAAGGUUGACAUUUCUGUUGGGAAGGAACCUUUUGGUGUGGCAUCUACGAUAGACAAGCAUCAAGAAGACGCGAAGCCGAACGCUAAAAAGAUGCAGAUGGUAACGUCUAAUAAGGCAUCGAAGACUGCGUCAAAUACUA